Messenger RNA from Alligator mississippiensis (American alligator), 8722 nucleotides. RefSeq names its product RAP1 GTPase activating protein 2 (gene RAP1GAP2). Gene Ontology annotation, cellular component: plasma membrane; cytoplasm. Lineage: Eukaryota; Metazoa; Chordata; Crocodylia; Alligatoridae. The transcript is spliced from 32 exons. Gene Ontology annotation, molecular function: GTPase activator activity. The record is from RefSeq and is a predicted model, not a curated record. The coding region runs from base 979 to 3114 and encodes 711 amino acids. Gene Ontology annotation, biological process: activation of GTPase activity; regulation of small GTPase mediated signal transduction.
ACAGGUCAUUCUCCACCAAAGCUGUUUGACUCUGGAAGCACCGGCGUUCAUCCACCUUGGCGCCCGCUCCAAGGUCAUCACCCCGCUCUGGCCUUUGGAGAGGAGGUGGAAGACCAGGAGCUAGGACCCUCACAGGAGUGAAUUCAGCACAGCUCUCCCAGCUCAGGAUCUGACUCCAUUCAUCUUUCCCAUUACCUUCAGUGUGGACUUCAAUGAGAGCACUCUGGUGGACAAGGAUUCCUCAGACCAACUGCCAGGAAAGCAUCCUUUCACUACUCUGGUUGUGGAGGAAGUGAAUAAUAAAGCAGAGCAGUCAUCAGCUCCUGAGUUUGUUGUGCCUUCUAUGAAUAGAAGAUGGAAAAACCACCUUGUUGGGCGCUCGGCCUCGGUCCCUUCCACAAUGAACGUGAAGGUCAUUCAAAGAUGCUUAUAGGGCUCCUGGCACUGCAACUUCUAAGCUCUGCACAAUCUAUUAAGGAAAUAUCUUCACAGCCAACACCAUUGUGAUGCAGGAACAUGCCAAGCCUCCACAGCCAUACAUACCUGCUAGAUUUGAUCCAGGUGAACUGUUGCAUUGACUUAAUUGACUAAGCAUUUGCAUGAUUGGAAGGCUAUCUGAAUCCAAAGCGGUGUUGUCUUCUUGAGUCUACAAACAACCUGCAGCAAUGGCUUUGUCAGGGCGCUCCGGAAGAAAAAAAAAAUGUCUGGAAUAGAUUCGGUGAGCCAAUUACCCAUGCACCUCUCCUGGAUUUUGACAUAAACCUCAAGAAUAAAGGGGUGGCCCAGUGGUUAGUCCAGGACCUGGGUUUAAAUUCCUGCUCCACCACAGACUUUCUGUGUGACCUUGGGUACGUGAGAGAAGGCCGCUUUCGAAUCGAGGAGAGAACACUGACCGCUUUCCACUGGUUGUACUCCCCCCACCAGCAUCGCAUAGUCAGCCGAGCGGAUCUGGAAACCCCAAGCAGGAUUGACAAGACCAUGCUUGCCAGCCUGAAGAUGAAGAAACAGGAGCAGUUAAACAGCACAGAUGGGGCCAUUCCAGAACGGCCAUUAUCGCCUCCACUCACUGCACCGCCUACUAUGAAGUCUGCAGAGUUCUUUGAAAUGCUGGAAAAAAUGCAGGCACCCAAACUUGAAGAACAGAGAACCGGCAGCCAGAAAAAUAAGGACGACUAUAUCCCAUAUCCCAGCAUUGAUGAGAUACUAGAGAAAGGAAGCCCUUAUCCUUUGAUUAUUCUGCCCCAGUUUGGGGGGUACUGGAUUGAAGACCCAGAGAAUCUCAGCACGCCCACCUCCUCAGAUAGCAGCAUCUGCGAAGAGGAAGAGGAAAACCUCAGCCCGAGCACGUAUGGCUAUAAGCUGGAAUGCAAAGGUGAAGCCAGAGCAUACAGGAAACACUUUCUAGGGAAGGAUCAUUUAAAUUUCUAUUGUACAGCCAGCAGCCUAGGAAAUCUGAUCCUUUCUAUUAAGUGUGAAGAGGCAGAUGGCACUGAAUAUUUAAGGAUUAUUCUCAGGUCCAAAGUGAAAACCUUACAUGAACGUAUCCCCCUGGCAGGACUUAGCAAGCUUCCCAGUAUCCCACAGAUUGCAAAGGCUUUCUGUGAUGAUGCCUCCGGACUGAAAUUUAACCCAGUGCUGUAUCCCAAGGCGUCUCAGAUGAUAGUGUCGUAUGAUGAACAUGAAGUCAAUAAUACGUUUAAGUUUGGUGUGAUCUAUCAAAAAUUCAAGCAGACCUUAGAGGAAGAGUUGUUUGGGAACAAUGAAGAGAGCCCAGCAUUCAAGAACUUCUUGAGUUUGUUAGGCGAUACCAUAACCCUCCAGGACUUUAAAGGUUUCCGAGGAGGUUUGGAUGUAACACAUGGGCAGACGGGUGCCGAAUCCGUGUACACUGUCUUCAGGGACAGAGAGAUAAUGUUUCAUGUCUCUACAAAGCUGCCCUUUACUGAAGGAGAUACACAGCAGCUCCAGAGGAAGAGACACAUUGGGAAUGACAUAGUGGCAAUCAUAUUUCAAGAAGAAAACACUCCAUUUGUCCCAGACAUGAUUGCUUCAAAUUUCCUGCAUGCAUACAUUGUGGUGCAGGUGGAAAACCCUGAAACAGAUAACACGUCCUAUAAGGUGUCUGUCACUGCCCGGGAAGAUGUCCCUUCCUUCAGUCCUCCUUUGCCAAGCCCCCCAGUGUUUCAAAGAAACCCAGAAUUUAGGGAGUUCCUGCUUACCAAACUCAUCAAUGCUGAAAAUGCGUGCUGCAAAUCGGACAAGUUUGCAAAGCUGGAGGACCGGACACGAGCUGCAUUGCUGGACAACCUCCAUGAUGAGCUGCAUGCUCACACGCAAGCAAUGCUUGGACUGGGGCCUGAAGAGGAUAAAUUUGAGAAUGGAGGCCAUGGAGGUUUCUUGGAGUCAUUCAAGAGAGCGAUUCGUGUCCGCAGCCAUUCGAUGGAAACCAUGGUGGGCAGCCAGAAGAAGCAUCACAGUGGAGGGAUCCCAGGGAGCCUGAGCGGGGGAAUCACACACAACAGUGGGGAAAUAACAAAGACCACUUUCUCGCCUCCGGUUGCAGCAGCAACAGCCAAGAACCAGUCCAGGAGUCCUAUUAAGCGACGUUCAGGGUUGUUCCCCCGCCUGCACACGGGAUCUGAAAGUCAGUCAGAGAGCAGGACGCGAUGUGACAGUGUCUCAGGGACACAGAAGACCCCAGAUGGGGGGCAUUCUUCUCAAGAGAUGAAAUCUGAACCCUCAUCUAACCCUAGUUCUCCUGAAAUAUGCCCCAACAAAGAAAGGCCAUUUAUUAAACUGAAAGAAAAUGGAAGAUCCAACAUCUCCCGUUCUUCAUCUAGCACCAGCAGUUUCAGCAGUACAGCAGGGGAGAGCGAAACCAUGGAAGAAUAUGAUAGUGUGGGCAGCCAACCAUCCACAGCAUCACCGUUCAAGCAGGACGUGUUUGUCUACAGCUCUUCUCCCAGCAACGAGAACCCAAGUGUGGCAGCUGCUGCCACCCCUGUGAUCAUGAGCCGGAGUCCCACAGAUAUAAAGAGCAGAAACUCUCCAAGGUCAAAUCUAAAAUUUCGCUUCGAUAAGCUUAGCCAUUCCAGUUCCAGCACGAGUCACUAGCAGGAAUUAGACAUAACGAACUUGUAAAAAAGUGAAUUUGUGUCAGCAAAGGGAAAAAUUCUUCCCUUGAGCAUCAAAUGGGAAAAUACAUUCUCCACACUAAAAGCGACCUGCCGCCACGCAGUGCCAUUCCUUCACCUACUCAGCUUUACCUUGGCGUCAAGAAGAAACCGCCAUCCUGCAGCGAGUGCUGACAGACAACCCAUCCUUUCCGAAGGGUAAACACCUCCACCCCUGUCCAUUUUAGCUAACAAAACACCUUCUUCCUGCACUGCAUAAGGAGAUGCGUUUUCUGCCGCGUACCACGUACGAUCUGCUCACGGUGACUUCACCCGUCCUCGGUACUCUGAAAUAUGUUAACCUCAUGUGCUCCUUGUGCGUGCUGUAGCUGUUUGUCGUCAGAUGAGUGCUGUUCAUCUUGUGUACCUCUGAUUGGAAACAAAAAGACAUUUCAAUUACCAAUCCUGUUUCCUAUAGGCUUUUACAUACUGCGAUUCCGUGCGUAUCACUUUUCAGCUAGCAUAUGACUUUUCCUUGCGCAGGAGGAAAGCAGCACAGCCAUCCUCUGCUCUUCCAGGGUAUCUGCGAGCUUUAUUUUUAGUUUCCUAAUGGAAAACAACUAGUCAGGGCUUUCUGAUUGCGGCGGAGACUGUCAGGAGAUGCUCUCAAAUACAGGCUUUGGGCUCCCAGCUUGGGCUGCUCCUCCAGUUCUCUUUGCCACUGGUCUGCUCCAUGAAGUCAUAAAGUCCUUGAGAGGAUCAAGGCAAAAUUCUCUGCUUCUGGAAAUCUGCAGCUGUCCAUGGGCUUCAGUUCAGAGAAGCUAGAUGGGCUAGUGGGUAGGGCACUGGUGUGGGCAUCAAGCAAUGCCCAGAGAGUGACUUUGGACGAGUCACUUAACUUCUCUGUGCCUUUCCACUCUUUUUUCUGUCUUGUCUACUUAGAUUGUAAAUUCUUUGGAGCAGGCACCAUCUCUUGCUAUAGGUUUUUUAGGGCCUAGCCUCACCGGUGAUCUGAUGGGAUAUCUUGGCAUCUUGUAAGAUCAGUAGUUGAUGGUAAUAGAGCUGCACUGCUUUCUACUAGCAGAGAAUGUGGUCCUCGCUCUUUAGGAGCACAUAUGGCCCGGAGAAUCUCCACUUUAUCCCCAGCAAGUAAAUUCCAAGCUGUCAAGAAGGAGACUUUUGUUGUUUGUUUGUGCAUAAGUUGUUUGGCAGGGCAGCAAAACCCACCCACUCAGAGGAAGUUUGUUGCUUGUGCCUUUGCUGUGUAAUGGCUGAUGUGGUGCGUGGGUGUGCAAAGUCAAAAUAGGGCUGGGAAGAAGGAAAACAAUGAGUGAUGAAUGAGCAAACUGUACUGCUACACCCCCCCCACACGCUGCUCUGCAGAAAAAUGUUUGAAAUGCUCUGGCUUGGGGCACUGGGUGCGUUUGACCCCUCUCCCCCCGAUAUAAAGCAAUUAAGCACAUGGCUCCUUUUCCUCCUCCUCUUUAAGUGGGCCUGAUCUCAUCAUCUCACACCAGGGUUAUAUCAGCCCAGCUCCACUGACUUCAAUGGAACAUGUUCAUGAUUUCCAGAACUGUGGGCAUGUCUAUGUGAGAUGCUUAUUGCGCAUUGGUCUUGUUAGCCGGCAAAAACCGUGUCAAUAGCCUACAGCGUUAUUAGGCUAAUGCACAGUAAGCGUCACUAAAUAACCAUGCACUGGUGCUACUGUGCAGUAACUCUAGGUACUGCGCAUUGAGUUAAUGCUUUAUUAAGUGCUAAGCUAAAAGCGCAGUAUCUAAGGUGCAUUCAUAAACGUGUAGAUGUGCCCUGGGAGGAAAGAAUGAGCGCCACAUAGCUCUACAUCCACUUUGGCAUGUGGAAAGAGAGGCCACAUCUCACUUGUGGCGGCGCAGCAUUGCCCUUAGACAACCCCAACUUCCUCACCUCUCAAGGCCUCAUUGCCCUGCACCUGGAGCAGUGAUUUGCACUGAUGUAGAGGGAGCGUUUAAAUGGCGCCGCCCUGAUUUGGUUGCAUUUUACACCUGCUUUCCAGUGGCCGAAGCAAAGGCACGACCUUGGAUAAUCAGACGGCUGUGGUUUAAUUUGCUGCUUUAGUACUGUGGGAACCUGGUAUUUUACCAGAGAGCAGGUUUUCAUUGAUCAGCUGCUGAACUGCAGUGAGGAGGGAUAUGGCCUGUAUAAUUUAAAAACCUUUUCUCUGCCAAAGACUAAGCACCGCCACCUGGGACAGAUGCUGAAAUGGGAACGGUCGAGUGCAAUAGUAAGCGUGGGUCGCAACAACGCCUGCUUUGGUUUAAGGGGUCAGGUCAAGCCCCGUUGGCCUCAGUGGAGCUGUGCUGAUUCCUUUACACUUUUGGAGAGCCCACCCCUGCCUGUAUUUACUUGUACAUGAAGGACUAGGGUUAACGAUUAGAAGCUGACUUCCCUGGAAGCUGACCGUUGUCCUGCCAUAAAAUGGGGGAACAGGGCCGCAUUUAUGUCCUCUACCCGGUGGAAAGAGGCUGGUAGAUUAUUUUUUUCCAAAAGCACCUUUACCAAUACUGCUAAAUUCAUAUUAAAGCCCUGGCCAAGCUCUUGCCCUUUGUGGUCUCUGCACAGAGACAGGUAUCUUGCAACUGUAACUUCAUUUUCUGGUUUUCUGCUCAAGUGACUGUUUGGUUUAGAUACCGCCAACUCUUAAAUACCUCUGCUAGGUUCUUGUUACUUUUUUUUAUUCUUUAUUCCUUAUGUCCAGCAUGGGGCUGGUCCAAGGCUUGUGGCUUUCCCUCUUAAAAACAAGCUUCUGUUUUUCAUCUCAGAUGCAACAGAAACUUUUGUUUCUUAAGGGAAUCCAGAUAUUUCCCUAAAAAAAUGUUUCGGGGGAAGAGGUUGUUCUCUUGCCACUGAAAAGACAGCAUUUGAAUUUCAGAGCCAAAGUUGAACAGUUGGCACACAGAUGGUCCUAAAUUUGGAGGUUAAAGGGAAAAAAAAAAAAAGGAAAACUUUAAAAUAGGCCCAAGGAUGAAAAUUGUGCGCUCUUCCCGUCACAGUCAUUUGAAACUGUGGGGCAGGGGCGGGCAAUUAUUUUGGGCGGAGGGCUGCUUACCGAGUUUUAGCAAGCCAUCAAGGGCCGCAUGACAGGCAGCCCAGGGCAGGUAAAUAUUAAUUUUCUAAUUUUUUUAGGAGCCCCACGGGCCGGAUAGAAUGGCCUGGCAGGCCACAUCCGGCCCCCGGGCUGCAUUUUGCCCACCCCUGCCGUGGGGCAUUGAGCAGGGAGAGUGCUUCAGGCGCUCUGCCUGUGCGCACCUACUGAGCCACAUAGAAACCUGAACCAGAUCAUCAUGAUGAGAAACAGGAAUGACUCAAACCCUCCCCACCCUUUAAUUUCCCUGGAUUUGAGUAACAUUUAAAUAUUUAAACCAAGCUUUUGGUUUUGAUAAGGGAAAUAAGCACACCCCCCUUUACAUCCAGUUGUGCAGCAGUCUAUAGAUGUCUCAGGUUGCAAACAUAGAAAUGUUUGAGCUUAUAUUGAAAUGUGCUUUGGUAGCAUUUUUGCGUGUUUUUCCUCCCUUUUCCCCAGAAAAGCUUUUUGAUCAACUCCCUUGUGAAAUGGUGAUUAUUAUUAUUUUACUUUGGCUUUGAGGGGGUUUUUUUCCCUGCUGUUUCACUGGGCUGCUGGAUUCAUCAUUAGCGUUAAGUGUUGAUCUCUGUGAGAUCUUGAAGCAUAAGAUGCAGUGUUGAAAAGGAGGUUGUUUUCCUCUCGACUUGGGGAGGUCCAGAAGCUUGGGGCUGAAUGUGACUGAAGGCAAAGGGGAGGGUCCAAAGCUGAGCGAAGGAAAUGCAGGGAGUUUGACUCAUCUUUGCAAGGCCAGUCCUGCACAACUUCAGCUGAGAUGAUCUUUGGACAGUAUUUCCAAAGCUCUCAAGUACUCCUGCUCAUUAAAGAUCCUGUGCAACGUUUGACGAGAGUAGGGAUUUUAAUGCUGCCCCCCUAGCCAAAUCCCAGCCCGCUUUCUGCCUGCUUCUGUUCCCUUGACGUUUCGAAGUGGGUGCAGUAUUCUUCACUUCCAGGCCUAAACUGACUUGUAGCAGUGCAGCGCGCUGUCCAGCGGUUGCUACUUUACACCUCUGAAGCAUUUGCACUUCAAAUAACGAUGAAGAAGUUCCUUGUAUAUAUUGCCAAGUGUUUUGGGUCCUUUUCGGGAUGAGAAAAACUAUCGAAGCCCAUACAGAGGGGGACCCUCACCAGACACUAAAUUCUUGGGCAGUGCAUUUUUCUGGUUUGAGAGACAAAACUUUAAAGCAAAAUGCGAUCUUUUUAUCAUCCUUUUCUUUAGAUGGUCAACGGGAAAUAAAUCGUUGUGGGAUGGACUCCAAUUGUAGAUAUGAGGACAGUGUUCUGGUGUCUUACAUUCUUGCACUGAUCUUGUACUGUAUUCAUAUGGGUACUAUGGAAAUGCAAACACUGUAUAUUUAUUUAAUAACGAGACAUUCAAGGCUAGAUCCUCAGUGGGUAUAAAUCAGUGUAGCUUUACUGACUUCACUGAAGGCCUGACCCUCAGUUUCAAAAUGUUCAUCAAGUAUUUGAGCUCUAUGAAGUAGCAGUUUGCCUUUUGAUUCUGCAGUGGAGCUGCUGCUGAAAUAUCCUGGGGACACAAUCCAGUUAGAGAACAAGAGCUGGGUUUUCAAACCCGCCGUGUUAAAAACCACAGACAUAGGGCUGUUUCUUGAAAAUCCCACCUUGAUCAUACAGUGAGGUCUCACGUUGCAAAUUUGCAUUGCAGACUGGAACAGAGAAUUGUCUCACCUCUCAAGGUACUGUGGUCUUGGAGAGGAUGGGUUUGUAGCUGUGUAUAGACCCUACAACAUGCUUUGGCCCUUGUUCGGGGGAGCACUCCAUCACAUGCUUGCACCUGGCUGGAAUCAGUGCAAGCUAAGCACAACCUUGAAGUGUUUCUCUAAAAGACAAAGGCGCUUAAGCACGUAUUUGCUACUUUCCUGAAUUGGGCGCUGGGUUGUCCCGGGCAGACAAAGGGUCAGAGCAACUAGCUGAGGUAUGGACAUAUUCACAGCAACUGAGGAUGUGGCCUAAAAUAAAAUCUAGCUACCUUUGGGGCUAACUCUGGGAGGUGUUCGGCAUCUCCAACACCUAUUAAAAUCAGUUCCCAGGCCCUCUGUGGUCCAGUCCUUGAAUUCCUGUGGCUUUGCUUAAGUUUGAACUUCUGUUCCAUCUCAAAUGGUAAAGAUUUCUUUCCCCCCGCCCUCCAAGUCUUGAAGCAUGCUUUCAUUAUCUGCCCCCACCCCCAUGAAUGUAGCCCUGUAUAAGUUCUGCAAAGGAAAAAUGCUGAAUUUAUAUUAGAAUGUGAAGAGAGUUUAUAGUGUGAAAAGCAAAUCUUAAAUGACUGUAUCUGACAAAAAAAAAAAGAUAUUUUUUUUGUAGAGAGGCGAUGCUUUGUAGAAUUUCUGGUUGCCUAUGUUUGUUGUAAAUACUGUACAUUUAAUUUAUUGCUAUAGUAGCAUAUUGUAUUUGUUAUGUAUAAAAAUAAUUCUCAAGGUCCACAAAUGUAUAUUUUGUUGCUUAAAUGUGUCUUUGCAAAAUUCACAAUAAAUAACAUAUUUUGUGUCCAUAA